Messenger RNA from Drosophila kikkawai, 1389 nucleotides. The record is from RefSeq and is a predicted model, not a curated record. NCBI's taxonomy places the organism in Eukaryota, Metazoa, Arthropoda, Insecta, Diptera, Drosophilidae.
AUGAAUUCCUUUCUAGAGGAGAGAUAUCGCACGUUGGAAGCAAUUGAGGAUGUUCGACCCAAUUCUUCCAGCACACAGCAUUCAAGGGAGCCCAGAAGUGCCCAACCAAGGAGGAUGGGCACUCCGGCCAAACCUAUGCUCAAGAUCGACACGACGGCGUUUGUGCUGCCGAACCUGGCCGGCAAUCUUCCGACAAGCACAAUUCUUCUAGGUGCGGAUAUUCUUCCGUCUGUCCUGCUAUCAGGCUGGAGGCCAAACAUAUCCAUAGAGUCCGAAGCAACCAUGGAAACACUUCUCACAAAAUUUUGGGAGGUGGAGGACCUUCCAUGUAGACUGGUAAAGGAGACGGACAAGUUGUGUGAAGACUUUUUCGUCCGAACAACUACCAGAUCCUGCGACGGGAAAUAUAUAGUAUCCCUGCCCUUCAAAGAUUCAGAGCACAUUGACUUGGGGCAUUCGAGGAGUUCCGCACUCGCACAGUUUCUGAGGAAUGAGACUCGCUUGAAAAAGGAGCCUGCUCUCAAAGACACUUAUGACUCAGUGAUCCAAGAAUAUAUCGAUCUUGGCCAUAUGAAGCCGGUGCCUCCGAAUACCGACAAGAUAAAUUUUUAUCUACCCCAUCACGCAGUAUUCAAGCCCGAAAGUGCGACCACGAAAGUUCGUGUAGUUUUCAACGCAUCCAGUCCUUCUUCCAAUGGGAACAGCCCUAAUGACAUUCUGUAUCCAGGGCCAGUACUGCAGUCCGAUCUCACUCUUCAAAUCCUGAAGUGGCGGACGUUUAAAUUCGUUUUCAAUGCCGACAUCACCAAGAUGUAUCGGCAAAUUCUCCUAAACCAAGAGCACACUCCGUUUCAGAGGAUUCUCUUUCGAAAUGGCCAAGGGGAUAUAUCCGACUUCGAGCUUCAGACGGUCACGUUUGGAGUGAAUUGUGCCCCUUUCCUGGCCCUACGAACACUGCAACGAUUGUCCGACGAUGUCAACGCCCAAUAUCCACGGGCGUCGCAUAUAAUCUCAAAUUAUAUGUAUGUCGACGAUGUGCUAGCAGGAGCCCAUACAGAAGCUGAAGCUAUUUUAGCCAUUCAGGAGCUGCAAGCAGCUCUGAACUUAGCUGGAUUCCCUCUCCGCAAGUGGACAUCGAAUGAACGUGCACUCCUUAAAGCACUUCCUAAAGAGCAUCUACUUUCGACUGACUUUCUUGAUCUCGAAGAGGUCAGCACCACUAAGACAUUGGGAGUACGGUGGAACGCUACGACGGAUGAGUUCUAUUUUGUCCCAACAGAGGUCACCAUUCAGGCAAACUAUUCGAAACGCGACGUCCAUCCCAAAUCGCGAAAUUGUUCGACCCAGCUGGGUGGCUCUCCCCAUUUGUGGUUCAGGCCAAAAUCCUGA